Aspergillus affinis is the source of this 738-nucleotide messenger RNA. RefSeq lists its product as uncharacterized. Bases 1 to 738 code for a protein of 245 amino acids. The record is from RefSeq and is a predicted model, not a curated record. The transcript has a single exon. NCBI's taxonomy places the organism in Eukaryota, Fungi, Ascomycota, Eurotiomycetes, Eurotiales, Aspergillaceae.
AUGAAGACCCCUUUCAUUCUGUUCGCCUCGCUCUGCGCGGUCACCUCUGCCCUACCUCACGAUCAGUCGGAAACCCCGCAGGACUCGGGACUCGACAAGGCUACCGUCCUCCUCAACGAUGGCAGCACCGUGACCGUCGACAAGAGAGAUCUCUCCUCGCACCUGGGCAGCGUCGCACUCGCUCCCCCAACCAACGACCUUCCCAAACGUCUCUCUAGCAGCCACAUCACCCAUCUGACCAAGCGCGGCUCCGACGCCCAACUCAUCAUCCCCCUUCCGGACCAAGAAUUCCUCGGCUGGGACAUCGCCAUGUCCACCGUCACCCACGCCAACGAAGCGGACGCCACAGUCGCCAUGGCCUCGGGCCAAAUGAUCGCCAACAGCAUCACAGUGGGCAACUCGUUUGGCGCAAGCGUGGAGAGCUUCCUCACCGUCACCACGAGCAUCGACUACGGCCACACGGAGACCAGCACGCUGACCGGCACCGUGACCAUGACGAUUCCCAAGAACAGAUGGGGCGCAAUCGUCAGCAACCCCUUAACGCAGCGCAAGCGUGGAUACGUCUUCAGCGGACAGCCCGGCAGUGGCCAGUUCGAGUACUACCAGGCGGAUUCGUUCAACUCGGAGACUUAUACCUAUGGCGAGAGUUCGUUGUCGUGGGUGAAGGGUGUCAUGACCACUUGUCUUGGGGAUGGAUACCCGCUCAAGCGGUGCAAUGGUGAUGGAGAGCUGAAAUAG